Messenger RNA from Pristis pectinata (smalltooth sawfish), 645 nucleotides. It is a transcript of the gene dbi, whose product is annotated as diazepam binding inhibitor (GABA receptor modulator, acyl-CoA binding protein). NCBI's taxonomy places the organism in Eukaryota, Metazoa, Chordata, Chondrichthyes, Rhinopristiformes, Pristidae. Bases 119 to 385 code for a protein of 88 amino acids. Gene Ontology annotation, biological process: fatty acid metabolic process. Gene Ontology annotation, molecular function: fatty-acyl-CoA binding. The record is from RefSeq and is a predicted model, not a curated record. The transcript has 4 exons.
UCUCAUCGCCCAAUCAGAGGGCGCGCUGCGAUUGUAGCCAAAGCCACGCAGCGCAUGCUCACGGUGGGGCUCUGAGCGGAAAGGCACGGGUUUUGGAGGAGCGUGAACGGUUGCAGCAAUGGCUCAGGCUGAUUUUGAAAAGGCAGCAGAAGAGGUCAAACAACUCAAAAGUAAACCAACUGAUGAAGACAUGUUACUUAUCUACGGCCUAUACAAACAGGCAACUGUUGGAGAUGUGAAUACAGACCGUCCAGGCAUGUUAGACCUGAAAGGAAAAGCCAAGUGGGAUGCGUGGAAUGAACGAAAAGGUACAAGCAAAGAAGAGUCAAUGAAGAAGUACAUAGAAAAAGUUCAAGAGUUGAAAGAAAAACAUGGCAUGAAAUAGAAUGUGACUGUUUUAAAAAUGGCACACUUUAUUUACAAUUGUAGGGGGGGGAUAAAAAGCACUGAGCUAAUUUUUUUCUUCGCCUUAUCUAUAGUUGAGAUAAUAUCUAAAUAAAGCUGCCUUAAUGGUGGUUAUGAUUAAUUUUAUACAAUAAUAUUGUUGUUCACAUUUACUAACGGUUAGCUACUAAAUGUAGAUUGAAAACUGGAUUUACAGUAAACCUUGUAAAGAAAAAUAAAAUUACAACAGAUUUUUAACUA